AUGGUCAUUGUUACUAAAGAACAAGCCUUAUGUGUAUUUUAUUGUGAGCCGUUAACCAAGUUUAAUGUUGAGAAAUUUUCUAAAAUCAUAGAAGAUUUGGAAAACGUCGAAAUCUGUUAUUACGACGAUCCCAAAAGACCAUUUCUACAAUGUACAAAAAAACAAUUUACUCGCAACCCUUUGAAAUCCAUACAUAUAAAACUUGUGCAACUUUUAAACCUGAUCUACCUUCCUGACGAUAUUAUCUAUGAAAGACAACUCUUGUCAAUGAAAGAUAUUUUAUCGAAGGUGUGGGAAUAUUCGAGUUUAUUUGAUGGCGACAACUCUUCCUCUUUCAAUAGAUUUGUCUCCAUAAACAGCAACUCCAAUGAUUCGCUUAUUAAAAGAGAUUCCAAUCCCAACAACAUUAUAAAGAAAUUGAAAUAUGUGGAUGCAGAUAUGCAAGAACUCUUAAAAUUUGUUGUGAUCAACUCCAAGAUUUGCCUGGUCACUCUUAAUUCAAACGAUUUAAAAAACUUUAUCAAGUAA
Messenger RNA from Cokeromyces recurvatus, 528 nucleotides. RefSeq lists its product as uncharacterized. The coding region runs from base 1 to 528 and encodes 175 amino acids. The record is from RefSeq and is a predicted model, not a curated record. The transcript has 3 exons. NCBI's taxonomy places the organism in Eukaryota, Fungi, Mucoromycota, Mucoromycetes, Mucorales, Mucoraceae.